Enhydra lutris kenyoni (northern sea otter) is the source of this 6883-nucleotide messenger RNA. Its product is annotated as FRAS1 related extracellular matrix 1. The coding region runs from base 1 to 6519 and encodes 2172 amino acids. The transcript is spliced from 36 exons. Lineage: Eukaryota; Metazoa; Chordata; Mammalia; Carnivora; Mustelidae. Gene Ontology annotation, biological process: cell communication. Gene Ontology annotation, cellular component: membrane. The record is from RefSeq and is a predicted model, not a curated record.
AUGAGCUCUCUGAACUGGGGUGGGCCCAGUGCUUUGCUGCUGCUGCUCCUAGGCUGGGCCAGUCCCACCUUCAUCAGCCUUAACCGUGGGGUCAGGGUGAUGAAGGGCAGCUCUGCCUUCCUGUCGGGAGAUGACCUGAAGUUUGCCAUCCCCAAAGAGAAAGAUGCUUGCAAAGUGGAAGUUGUGAUGAACGAGCCAAUGACCCAAAGGGUCGGGAAACUCACUCCACAGGUCUUUGACUGCCAUUUCCUUCCCAAUGAAGUAAAGUAUAUUCAUAAUGGUUGCCCGAUUCUUGAUGAAGACACAGUGAAGCUUAGACUUUACAGAUUUACUGAGACAGAUACCUUCACAGAAACCUUUAUCCUGCCGGUCUAUCUCCUCGAACCAGACUGUAACAUCAUCCGUAGGAGUAACAAUGUCCUGGAGGUGUCUAAAUUCUAUGGCCUUUCCCCAGCCAUUGAUAAGAACCUCCUCAGAUUUGAUUACGAGAGGACGGCUGGCCUGGAGUGUACAGUCAGGCUGGAUCCUGUGGGAAGCCGGCUGCCCGCCCACGGUCAGAUGGUCCUGCUGGAGCCUCGGCCAGAAAAACCUCGUGGAGAUCAGCCACACAGUUUUUUCCCUGAGUCUCAACUGGGAACAGAGCUGAGGUGUCCAGGUGGAAGCUGUGCCCUGGGACUGAAGAAAAUGGGAAGUGCCAAGGUGAGCUGUGAGGAGUUCCUGCUGAUGGGGCUUCGCUAUCAACACACAGAUCCCCCUUCUCCCAACAUCGACUACAUCUCCAUCCAGCUGGACCUCACAGAUGGCAGGAGCAAAAUCGUGUACAAGUCAGAGAGUGCGUGGUUGCCCGUCUAUAUCAGAGCUGGCUUUCCUAAUCAGAUUCCAAGAGCCGCAUUCAUGGCCAUGUUUACUCUGGAAGUGGAUCAGUUCAUCCUGACCUCCCUGACUCCAUCCGUUCUGGACUGUGAAGAGGACGAGACCCCCAAGCCCUUGCUGGUGUUUAAUAUCACCAAAUCUCCACUGGACGGCUAUGUGACGCAUCUGUGGGAUCACACCAGACCGGUCUCCUCGUUCACCUGGAAGGAUCUAAGUGACCUGCAGAUAGCCUAUCAGCCGCCGAGCAGCAGCCAUUCUGUGCGGAGACAUUAUGAGCUGGAGGUGGAGGUUUAUGAUUUCUUCUUCGAGAGGAGUGCACCGAUUACAGUCCACAUCUCCAUCAGAACAGCAGAUACCAACGCCCCGCGGGUGUCCUGGAACACAGGUCUGAGUCUUCUAGAGGGCCAGUCUCGGGCCAUCACUUGGGAGCAGUUUCAGAUUGUCGACAACGAUGACAUCCAUGCUGUCCGGCUGGUCACCGUGGGCGGCCUGCAGCAUGGACGGCUUACACUAAGAGGCGGGAAAGGAUUUCUCUUCACUGUGGCUGACCUUCAGGCUGGAGUCGUUCGCUAUCAUCAUGACGACAGUGAUUCCACCAAAGACUUUGUGAUCUUCAGGAUAUUUGAUGGCCAACAUAGCAUCCGCCAUAAGUUUCCCAUCAACAUUUUGCCUAAAGAUGACAGUCCCCCGUUCCUCAUAAGCAAUGUUGUGAUUGAACUGGAGGAGGGGCAAACCAUACCGAUCCAGGGUUCCAUGCUCAGAGCAUCAGACAUGGACUCCAGCGAUGACUACAUCUUCUUUAAUAUCACAAAACCUCCUCAAGCUGGAGAAAUCAUGAAGAAACCAGGGCCAGGGCUGAUAGGCUAUCCUGUCCCUGGCUUCCUUCAGAGGGAUCUAUUUAAUGGCAUCAUUUACUAUCGUCACUUUGGUGGAGAGAUCUUUGAAGACUCUUUUGAAUUUGUCCUGUGGGACAGCCACGAACCUCCAAAUCUCUCAGUGCCGCAGGUGGUGACCGUCCAUAUCACUCCAGUGGAUGAUCAGCUUCCAAAAGAGGCUCCUGGAGUUUCUCGGCAUUUGGUUGUCAAGGAAACGGAGGUGGCCUACAUAACUAAGAAACAUCUACAUUUUAUAGAUACUGAAUAUGACAGUGAGCUUCUCUACACGAUAACGACACCUCCGUUUUUCUCUUUCGGCCACAGACAUCUGGAUGCUGGGAAAUUAUUCAUGGUGGAUAGUGUCCCAAAGCUGACCAAAAAUCCUGCAGCCCUGGGGCUGGGGUCAUUCACUCAGCAUGCUGUGAACCACAUGAAAGUGGCCUACAUGCCACCCAUGCAAGAUAUAGGCCUCCAUCCAGGACAUGUCCAGUUUGCCUUUUCCAUCAGUAACCAACAUGGUGGCACUUUGCACGGGAUCUGCUUUAACAUCACAGUUCUUCCAGUGGACAAUCAAGUUCCCGAGGUGUUUACCAACUCCCUGAGAGUGACUGAGGGAGGUCAGUGUAUCAUCAACACAGAGAAUGUUCUGGUUUCUGAUGUGGAUACCAAACUGGACAAUGUCUAUCUCUCCCUGCAAAGACCGCCUCAGUGUGGAAGUGUGGAGCUGGAUGGAUUUCCUCUAAACACAGGAGACACAUUUUCUUGGGGAGACCUCCAUGCCUUAAAAGUUAGGUAUCAGCAUGAUGGCUCUGAGAGACUUCAGGAUGACAUAUUCUUGGAGGUCACAGAUGGCACGAGUUCAGCAGAAUUUGUACUACAUGUUGAGGUAUUCCCUGUAAAUGAUGAGCCACCAAUCCUAAAGGCUGACCUCAACCCCAUGAUGCAUUGCUCGGAGGGUGAAGAGGUGGUCAUCACCUCAGAAUACAUUUUUGCUACUGAUGUGGACAGUGAUGACUUGAAGCUGAUGUUUGUCAUUGCUCGAGAGCCUCAGCAUGGGGUGGUGAGGAAAGCUGGAGUCACAGUGGAUCAGUUCUCUCAGGAAGAUGUCAUCUCAGGGGCCGUGACAUACAAACACACGGGUGGUGAGAUUGGCCUGAUGCCUUGUUUGGAUACCAUUACGUUGGUGGUUUCGGAUGGAGAAGCCGGCCCUUUUGUGAAUGGCUGUUGCUACAAUGGGCCUCAUCCAUCUGUUCGUCCUCAUGAGUCCUUCCCGGUGUAUGACCUCAAUAUCACGGUGCAGCCAGUGGACAACCAAUCACCUUCAAUUGCAAUAGGUACCAUGUUCGUGGUAGAUGAGGGUUUCUCUGCAGCCCUUACCAUUAACCAUUUGUCUGCCACUGACCCUGACACUGCAGGAGACGACUUGGAAUUUGUUUUGGUUUCUUCUCCCCAGUUUGGCUACCUUGAGAACACACUUCCUUCUGCAGGUUUUGAAAAAAGCAACAUGGGUGUAAGCAUAGCUUCAUUCUGGUGGAAAGACAUGAAGGCUUUGCACAUUAACUACGUGCAGGCCAGGCAUCUGAGGAUGGAACCAACGGCAGACCAGUUCAUGGUGUACGUCACAGAUGGGAAGCGACGCUCCUUGGAGAUACCAUUUCACAUUAUCAUCAACCCCACGAAUGACGAAGCUCCUAACUUUGUAGUGCAGAAUAUUACUGUGUGUGAGGGUCAGAUGAAAGAACUGGAUACCUCCGUCAUCGAUGCUGCUGAUCUCGACCUUCCCAAGGACCUCUUGCUUUUCAGUGUCACUCGUAAACCAAGCCAUGGCCUCCUCAUCAACAGGGUGCUUGGCAAAGACUUUCCGCAAAAUAUGCAGCCUGUCAACCCCAGCCAGAAGCAUGAACUCGUUCAGAACUUUUCCUUGGAACUUCUCAAAAAUGGAAUGAAGUUGGUAUAUGUGCAUGAUGACUCAGAGAGCCUUGCUGAUGACUUCACAGUCCAGUUGUCAGAUGGGAAACAUAAGAUAUUAAAAACCAUUUCAGUGGAGAUCACCCCAGUUAAUGAUGAGAAACCAACGCUGAACAAGAAGGCUGAAAUUACCAUGAAAAUGGGUGAAACGCGUAUUAUUUCUAGUGCCGUGCUUUCAGCCAUAGAUGAAGACUCACCCAGGGAGAAGAUUUACUAUUUGUUCGAAAGGCUUCCCCAAAAUGGGCAGCUUCAACUUAAGAUAGGGAGGGACUGGGUCCCUGUCUACCCCGGCAUGAAGUGCACUCAGGAGGACGUGGAUCUGAACUUGCUGAGAUACACGCACACCGGGUCGAUGGAUUCCCAGGACCGAGACAGCUUUACCUUCUACCUCUGGGAUGGUGACAACAGAUCACCAGCACUGGACUGUCACAUCACCAUCAAGGAUAUGGGAAAAGGUGAUAUUGCCAUCCUUGUGAAACCGCUGGUGGUGUCUAAAGGUGACCGGGGUUUCUUGACGACCACCAGUCUCCUUGCUGUGGAUGGAACAGACAAACCUGAGGAACUGCUCUAUGUCAUCACCUCCCCUCCACGGUUUGGCCAGGUCGAGUAUGUCCGCUAUCCUGGAGUCCCCAUCACAAGCUUCAGCCAGAUGGACAUAGCAGGACAGACAGUCUGCUAUGUGCAUAAGAGCAAGGCAGCUGUCUCCCGUGACACCUUCAGAUUCAUCAUCAGCAAUGGCCUGCAGACCAAACAUGAGGUGUUUGAGAUCAUACUGGAGACUGUGGAUAGAGCCUUACCUGUGGUGACCAGGAACAGGGGGCUGAGACUGGCUCAAGGGGCCACGGGCCUGCUCUCCCCUGACCUCCUCCAGCUGACCGACCCUGACACUCCAGCAGAGAACCUCACCUUCGUGUUGGCCCAGCUCCCACAACAUGGCCAACUUUGCCUGCGGGGGACAGUGCUGCUUCAACAUAACUUCACUCAGCGGGAUGUGGACAACAGGGAUGUGGCCUACAGGCACCUGGGAGGGGAUUCCCGGGCUGACUGCUUUACCUUUGUGGCCACAGAUAGGACGAACCAAGGCUUUGUGGUGGAGGGAAGAGUGGGCCAAGAACCUGUUUCAUUCACGAUCCAGGUUGACCAGCUGGACAAAACAGCCCCCUACAUCACACACUUGCAUUCCCCUUCUCAAGUGGGGCUCCUGAAAAAUGGAUGUUAUGGGAUUUACCUCACUUCCCAUGUGUUGAAGGCAUCAGACCCUGACACCAAUGACGAUCUGAUCAUCUUUAAGAUUUUACGAGGCCCCCAGCAUGGACAUCUGGAGAACACAACAACAGGUGAAUUUAUCCAUGAGAAAUUUAUCCAAAAGGACUUAAACAGUAAGACCAUUCUUUACAUCAUAAGCCCGUCUUUGGAAGUGCAUUCAGAUAUCAUGGAAUUUCAAAUCAUGGACCCCACGGGGAACUCUGCCGCUCCUCAAGUUUUGGAACUGAAGUGGUCUCACAUCGAAUGGUCACAGACUGAAUACGAGGUCUGUGAGAAUGUGGGCAUGUUGUCUUUGGAAAUUACCAGAAGGGGAUAUUCCAUGGACUCCGCCUUCGUGAGUGUGAAGGUCAACCAAGUGUCAGCCACAGUUGGAAAAGACUUCACUCUGACUCCAUCUAAACUGAUUCAGUUUGACCCAGGAAUGUCAACGAAGAUGUGGAAUAUAGCAAUUACCUAUGACGGAUUAGAGGAAGACGAUGAGGCCUUUGAAGUGAUUCUGAACUCCCCCGUGAAUGCGGUUCUUGGCACAAAGACAAAAGCUGCAGUGAAAAUUUUGGACUCAAAAGGAGGACAGUGCCAGCCUUCAUAUUCCUUCAGCCCCAGUAAGCACAGCGCACCGGAGAAGAGCAUUUGGCACCUGCUGUCCCCAGGGUCUUCCUCACCCACCACUUCUGGUUCCUUUCGUCUGGAAAGACGACCUCUUCCAACCUCCAAGCGGCUGGCAGUCACUAGGGGAGGCAUCCGACAGGGUUUUCAGUCUCCAGAUCUUUCUCGUAUGAAGCUUAGGACCCGGGGGAAUGGCAUAACGGUCUUUCCAUCUUCUGUCUAUAGAAAUGGAACCGACAUCAUCUAUAAUUAUCACGGAAUGGUUUCCCUGCCGCUGGAGGAAGACGGUUCCCCAUCCCACAAAAGGAAGGCCAAAGUCUCCAUUAUGAGACAGACACAAAAGACAAGCAAAUUGGCAGAUAAGGUGGAAUCCACAACCGACUCACACUUCCCCAGACAGGACCCGCUGCCCUCAUUUCCAAAGAACUGCACGCUGGAAUUAAGGGGACUUUUGCACUUUCAAGAACACCUCCAAGAGCUGUACGAGUGCGAUGGAAUUGCCUGGAAAGCUUGGAGCCCCCAUACCGAGGUGGCGGAAGGUAAAUCCUGCCCAGCUGGGUGGUACCGUCACUCGGGGUACUGCCACUCCCUGGUCACAGAGCGGAAAGGCACCUGGAACUCAGCUGCCCGAGCUUGCAAGGAACAUCACAUGGGCAGCCUUGUGACUGUUCUCUCCAGACAGCACAUGCAAUGGCUCUGGGACAUCAGUGGAAGAAAGCCCUUUUGGAUAGGUUUGAAUGACCAAGUGCGUGCUGGCCACUGGGAGUGGAUUGGUGGGGAAGCUGUCACCUUCACCAACUGGAGGAAAGGACCCCCUCAACGUAUGAAGCCCGGCAAGAACUGUGUUUUGGCGCAAAGACAAGGGAAAUGGCAAACGCAAGACUGUAGGAAGGGCAAACCUCACAAUUACGUGUGCUCCAGGAAAAUCUAAAUGUGGCUGAUCUUACAGGUGCCCACUCGGGAUUUCUCACCUAUUUAUUUACAGAAUUUGUGCAUAUGGUUCAAUACAAAACAAGGUGUCAUGACUGACUUAGUACAUUUUUUUUUUAUCAUAGUAUAUGAGUGAUCUAGUAAAAAAAGGAACAUUGAAGAAUUGUUCCAGGAGGAUUGAUCAAUGAGCAUUUCUUUCAGGAAGAGAUACAAUUCUUGUAUCUCAGUACCUUUCAAAAUAAAUACCUAAAGUAUUAUAUGGUACAAGAUUUACUUAUUCCAGAAUAUUCCCACCCUGUCCCCACUCCAUAUCUAAGUCCUCACCAAGCUCAUGGUCCUUGGAUUUUUUUUGUCCCAAGACCUCA